AUUAACUCCGCACCUCAUAAAUGAUAGUAACUCCGCUCCGUCUCGAAACUCUAUCAACGGGACGUACAAAGCGACGAAACAAGUUAACCACCACCUCCUCCGCCAACGAUAAUGGCCGGUGGAGACGCGGCGUCCGUCGCCGGCGACGCCUUGCGCCUCGUCCGCGACGUGGCGCAGCUGUCCGAGGCCGGGUUCGGCGGCCCGUUCAAGAAGGACUGCACAGAUCUGUCGCGAAGGGUCGCGCUCUUGGCUCAUUUGUUCGAUGAGAUUAGGGACUUCGAGGCCAGUUCUCUGCCGUUGGAUUCCGCGUCGUCGUCUUCGGCGUCGUUUAGUUGGUUCUCCGAUCUGACGUUGACAAUUCAGGCUGUCAAACGGCUCCUAUCGGCUGCUGAUAACUUCGACUCGAAGAUCUCCUCUGAUGUUCCUGCCAAGAAGAUUGCCUUUCAGUUUCAAUGUGUGACUUGGAAGCUAGAAAAAACAUUGGGAAACUUACCAUAUGAUCAGUUUGACAUCUCAGAGGAGGUUCAGGAGCAGGUUGAAUUAGUAAGAGCACAAUUGGAAAGAGCCACCAAAAGAUAUGGUGGGCGUUCGACAACCCUGUCUCGUGCCUCAUCCCAGCCAGUACUAAACCAAGAAAUUGAUAUGCAGCCACGCAACCGCAGGGUAAUGGGAACCUUGCAUGUAGAAAAUAUAGGCAACAUUGAUCAUGAAGUCAAAGUCAGGGUGGCUCCUGUUCCCAAAGGAAAUGGUUCACGACGUCAUAAUGCUAAUCAAAUAAGUCAUGAAUCGGAGAUGCCAAGGAACUCGUCUGCAUCAACUGAGGUGCAUCAACAAAACAGUGUGGAUGAAAGUGGGGAAUUAAACACAACCAACAAUAGCUUGGAGGAGAGUAAAAAGGCUGAGUCCCCCGUUGUUCCUGAUGAUUUUCUUUGCCCAAUAUCUCUGGAAAUAAUGAGGGAUCCCGUGAUUGUUGCUACUGGACAGACAUAUGAGAGAGCUUACAUACAAAGAUGGAUAGAUUGUGGCAACACAACAUGCCCAAAAACGCGGCAAAAACUCCAAAAUCACACUCUUACGCCAAAUUAUGUAUUGAGGAGUCUAGUUACCCAGUGGUGUGCUAAGCACAAUAUUGAGCAACCAACAACACUGAUUAAUGGGCGGAUUAAAAAGAGUGAUGGAUCAUUCCGUGAUGUUAGCGGUGACAUACCUGCCAUUGAAGCAAUUGUUCGCAAGCUUUCAAGCCGGUCCAUCGAGGAACAAAGGGCUGCGGUGGCCGAAAUCCGGUCACUGUCCAAAAGAAGCACUGAUAAUAGGAUACUAAUAGCAGAGGCAGGAGCUAUUCCACUGUUGGUUAACCUGUUAACAGCAGAGGAUGGUUUAACUCAAGAAAAUGCUGUGACAUCUAUUCUUAACCUCUCUAUAUACGAAAACAACAAAGGGUUGAUAAUGCUUGCUAAUGCCAUUCCGUCUGUCGUACAAGUCCUUAGAGCUGGAAGCAUGGAAGCAAGAGAGAAUGCAGCGGCAACCCUUUUUAGCUUGUCGCUUGCAGAUGAAAACAAGAUAAUCAUUGGCGCAUCUGGUGCAAUAGCAGCUUUGGUGGAAUUGCUCCAGAGUGGAAGCACAAGAGGGAAGAAAGAUGCUGCAACAGCACUGUUUAAUUUGUGCAUUUAUCAAGGAAACAAGGGAAGAGCUGUGAGGGCUGGGAUUAUUACGGCGUUAUUGAAAAUGCUUAGUGAUUCAAGCAAUUGCAUGGUGGAUGAAGCUUUGACUAUACUAUCAGUUCUUGCUAGCUACCAAGAGGCUAAGGUUGCGAUUGUAAAAGCUAGCACAAUACCGGUCUUGAUUGAUCUUUUGAGGACAGGAUUGCCGCGUAACAAAGAGAACGCGGCUGCCAUUCUACUUUCUUUGUGCAAGAGAGACGCAGAGAAUCUUGGGUGUUUAAGUAGGCUUGGUGCUGUAAUACCUCUAUCUGAGUUAGCCAAGAGUGGCACUGAAAGGGCGAAGAGAAAGGCUACUUCCUUGUUGGAGCAUCUUCGAAAGCUGUCGCGGCCCUAACAGGUUUACUUCCGCAGAUAACUUGUUUCUGAGGAACUGUAAUUGUUUCAUAUUUUUCGUUUUUUUCCCAAGAAUUAGCGUUACACAGUUCUGUUCAGGUUAUCAAAACUGAGUACAGAAGCAUGAGAAUACAAUAUGUUCUCAGAGCUUUCUUUGUUUUUUUCUUUACACGUUUUGUGUUCAGGUUAUGAAAACCGAGUACAGAAGCUUGAGAAUAACUUAUUCUCAUAGCUUUAUUCGUCUUUACAGGUGUGGUGAAAUUCCAUUGAAUCUGUUGUUUGGUGAUUA
Molecule: messenger RNA, 2343 nt
Organism: Rhododendron vialii
Lineage: Eukaryota; Viridiplantae; Streptophyta; Magnoliopsida; Ericales; Ericaceae
Product: U-box domain-containing protein 11-like
Exons: 4
Coding region: 112-2055 (647 amino acids)
Biological process (GO): protein ubiquitination
Cellular component (GO): nucleus; cytoplasm
Molecular function (GO): ubiquitin-protein transferase activity; protein binding
Source: RefSeq, a predicted model, not a curated record